CCAGCAGAUAGUUGAUCAGUUUGGAGCUCGUUCUCUUAUAGAAUGCUACGAACCUAUAGAAAGCUAUAGCAUCGGAGAGACCUAUUACUAUCAUGGUGAAAGUGACACUGAUCGUUGCCAUUGUGGCUGCUUUUGCUAUCUCGGCUCACGCACGAAGAGAUUUCAAUGAACGACGAGGAAAGGAGAAUGGCAGAGAGAGAGGACAAGGUGGCUUUGGAGGAAGGCCUGGUGGAAUGCAGACGGGUAGUCCUAGGCAAGAUGGUGGACCAAUGGGUGGAAUGAGGUUCGAUGGACCUGAAUCUGGUGCCCCACAAAUGGAUGGACGCAGACAAAAUGGCGGUCCGAUGGGUGGUAGGAGAUUCGACGGACCUGGAUUUGGUGGCUCCAGACCAGAUGGUGCUGGAGGAAGACCUUUCUUCGGCCAAGGAGGCAGGCGUGGUGAUGGAGAAGAAGAAACUGAUGCUGCCCAACAAAUUGGUGAUGGUCUAGGAGGGCCCGGUCAGUUUGAUGGUCCUGGACGUCGUCAUCAUGGUAGAAAGCCUUUCGGAGACCGUCCCUUCGGCAGACGCAACCAUACAGAAGGUCACCAGGGUCAUAAUGAGACGGGAGACCACCCCCAUCGUCAUCACAACAAGACCAGAGAUGGAGAUCAGGACAGACCAAUGUUCGAGAUGAGGCCCUUUCGGUUCAACCCCUUCGGUAGAAAGCCUUUCGGAGACCGUCCCUUCGGCAGACGCAACGGAACCGAGGAAGGAUCUCCCAGGCGUGAUGGCCAACGUCGGCCCCAUGGUAACCGAGGACGUUGGGGUGAGAAUGAAAGUGAGGAGAAGGAGCAUCCAACGACGGAAAGCGUAACGACAUCUUCACCACCUGACGUGGUCGAGAUCGCGAUCAAUGAUGUCGCCGAGGUGUAGAAUUUGUUUUUAAAAUAUUGCCUGUGUAAAUAUACAAAUAAUAGUCACCAAUGUCUUUCCUUGGACAUAAGCAUAUCUUACCAGAGACUACAAUAAUGUCAUACAAUUCAGAUACAAGAGACUGAAAGCCAGUGAAAGGUGCAUGAAAAUGCUGACGAAUUAUUAAAAUCUAAUUUUAUACUGAAUUUUUGAAGACUCGUUAAAUAAAAGUAUAUAACUGAACUCAUACAAA
This is a messenger RNA of Strongylocentrotus purpuratus (purple sea urchin), 1146 nucleotides long. Its product is annotated as translation initiation factor IF-2-like. Bases 93 to 914 code for a protein of 273 amino acids. Lineage: Eukaryota; Metazoa; Echinodermata; Echinoidea; Camarodonta; Strongylocentrotidae. The transcript has 2 exons. The record is from RefSeq and is a predicted model, not a curated record.